Chenopodium quinoa (quinoa) is the source of this 1299-nucleotide messenger RNA. RefSeq names its product putative tRNA (cytidine(34)-2'-O)-methyltransferase. Lineage: Eukaryota; Viridiplantae; Streptophyta; Magnoliopsida; Caryophyllales; Amaranthaceae. The transcript is spliced from 7 exons. Gene Ontology annotation, molecular function: RNA methyltransferase activity; RNA binding. Gene Ontology annotation, biological process: wobble position cytosine ribose methylation; wobble position uridine ribose methylation. The coding region runs from base 140 to 1000 and encodes 286 amino acids. The record is from RefSeq and is a predicted model, not a curated record.
UUAUCGAGUACCACUUACAAGUAAGAAAAUUCCUACGAUUACACGGGAUUAUGGAUUGGGUAGAGCCGUAGCUAGAGGUUGCUGCGCGGGAUUAUGGAGUGAGGAUUAAGAUAGAGAGAGAAGAGGAAGAAGAAAAAGAAUGGACGGCAGCGGAGUAGUAAAGCUGAAUUUGAAAGCCCUAAACCAUAUCCAUAUCCUCUGCAAAUCCAGCUUAUCGUCGUCUUCGUCUACCUUCAACCACUCAUCCAUCCAUUUCCGAUUUCAACCUCCGUCAUACUCCUUAUCUCGUUCUCGCUUCAACAACAACCUUCUCCUCUCUCCUUCGCCUCUCUCGUUUUCUGCGCCUGCUUCCAGAUUCUCUCCACUCUCUACUCUUGCUGAAAAGGUUCCUGGAAGUGGUCUGCCUUAUGGAGCUGCUCCGGCAACAGAAUCAAUUCCUUCCAACAAUAUGCUUCAGGUUGUUUUGGUGUCUCCUCAGAUUCCUGGUAAUACCGGGUGCAUCGCCAGAACUUGUGCUGCAUCAGGUGUUAAACUACACCUUGUCGAGCCAUUGGGAUUUAAAAUAGAUGAUGCCAAACUCAAGCGUGCUGGACUGGAUUAUUGGCCUUAUGUAGUUGUCAAAGUGCAUCCUUCCUGGGCUGAUUUUCGAACCUAUUUCUCACUUCAAGAUGGAGAGAAACGGUUACUGGCUUUCAUUAAGAGGGGGACUGCAAUACAUUCAGACUUUACAUAUAGACCUGGUGAUUGGCUUGUGUUUGGAUCAGAAACUAGUGGGCUACCCCCUGAUGCGCUCGAUGACUGCAGAAGUGAAGCAUAUGGAGGUGCAACCAUUAAAAUUCCUAUGCUGGAAACCUAUGUCAGAUGUUUAAAUCUUUCUGUCAGUGUAGGCAUUGCUGUUUAUGAAGCUGCGAGACAGCUAAAUUAUGAGCAGUUCCAAUGUUCAUCUGAUGCCUGUAUCAACAGUGAAAAUCCAUUUAUCACAGAAGAUAUUUUUGGUUAGCCACUGUCAUACUCGAAUCAGUUUGAAUUCUAUUAUAUCCAGCACCUUAACAAAUUUUUAUAGUACUUAAUCUAGUUAAAGGCCCUGGGCUGUGCUUUGGUUAGCUAGACCCGGUCCACAUACUCCACAGCAUAUCCCACAAUCUGUUAGUUUCGAAUCAGGUUAAUUUUAGAAGAGGAUGGGGUUUGGUCAAUCUCUAUAUUCUGAUUUUGUAGCGCAUUUUUUAUUUUAUUUUAUUUUAUUGUACGAAGUAUUAUUUCAUAUGUUAUCAAGAUUAUAGCCUAGUUUUUUUUUGAGUU